GGCCAACAGAAUGGGACUUUGCAAAAUCAAAACGAAGAGUUUCAGGAAUCAGCCAUGAAAUUAGCCAAAAAGUUCGCUCAGAAAAGUUCGUGACCCAACACCAGCCGCUACUAUCUCAACUAUCGGUUCCAAAGAUCGCUGUUGGCUAAGUUUAGGUCGGCCGAAGACAGACAAUGCAUUCACGAGGUCAACUCUGCCAAGAACAGCACCACACGCAACAACUCCGAGUAGAGCUAACAUCUCACCGAGAGCUUGGAACUCUGUGAAAGGGACAGACUGAUAUUUUCACGGGGAGCUGAUUUGCGAGUUACGGUAAAACCAUCAUGGAAACCGCGGCGGAAGCAAUCCUGCCAUCUUUCAUCGAGACACGACAUAUCGUGACAGUAGUCAUCGGCGUUUCAAUCUUCCUUCUGGUCUACUUUCUCAUCCCCAAGAACCUUCCCCCGGGCCCCCUCGGGUGGCCACUAGUCGGGUACCUCCCGGGGCUGUUCCCCGACCCCCUGGUGUCCUUCAGCAAGCUGGCUGACAAGUACGGGAAGAUCCUGAGUAUCCGUAUGGGGCCGCAGCUCGUGGUGAUGCUGAGUGACUACGAGACGCUGCGGCAGGCCUACGUCAGUCAGGCUGAUGAGUUCUCAGACAACAUGAUCAUGUCUUGGGUCUUGGAGAGCAAGCGGGACGUAGGUAGUCUCUUCUGGGAGAACGGUGAGAAGUGGCGCCAGCGCCGUCGUUUCUCCCUCAAGACCCUCCGGGGCUUCGGCUUCGGCAAGCGGAGUCUGGAGUCCCGCAUCAACGAGGAGGGCCGCUUCUUCUGCCAGGAGAUGGAGCGCCUGAACGGCCAGCCCGUGGUCCUGAACAACCUCCUCUUCAACGCCUCCUCCAACAUCAUCUGCACAAUCGGGAUGGCCUGCCGGUACGAUUACCGAGACAAGGCCUUCGGGGAGCAGCUCUCGAUUAUGAUGGAGCUCAUCGAGGGGGUCCGGCUCCUGGAACCGGCCAACAUCAUCCCACCUCUCUGGCACUCGCGUUGGUACAAGCGCCGACGCGGCAUGUUCAAGGCGCACGAGGAUUUCCUCAGGGAGCAUCUGGAGCACCACAAGGCGACCCUUGACCCCGAUAACAUCCGGGACAUGAUGGAUGCCUACUUGGUGGAGAUGCAGAGGAGGAAGGAUACCAAUGAUCCCAUACAGCACACGGAGGACGGCAUCAUACACAGCAUUUCUGAUCUGUUUGGUGCCGGGACUGGUACCCUGUCUAACACAACGCUGUGGAUCAUCAUCUACAUGCUGAGAUAUCCAGAGACCCAGAAGAAGAUCCAGGAGGAGGUAGACCGCGUGGUGGGAGCAGAAGGCGUCCCGUCGACCCUCCAGCGAGAGCAGAUGCCCUACACCUGCGCCUUUCUGAUGGAGAUCCAGCGACUGCGCCCUCUGGCGGCCAUCAUCUUCAGACACCUCAGGGUGCCCGGAGUCAAGCUGUGCGGGUACAACAUCCCGAAAGAUACGCCAGUAUUUGGUAACGUCUUCUACAUCCAGAACAGUCCCAAGUUCUGGGACAACCCGAUCGAGUGCCGACCAGAGCGCUUCCUGUCUGCCGACGGCAAGACGCUGGUACCCAGGAAGGACUGGAUCCCGUUCGGACUCGGGCGUCGCAUGUGCCUGGGCGAGGCACUCACCAAGAUGGAGCUGUUCAUUUUCACGGUGACCGUCAUGCAGCGAUUCACAUUCAAAGUACCGGACGGCGAUCCUUUACCGCCCCUGGAUCUACCCACGGGUGGGCUGGUCAUGUACGCUCCCAGGUUCCGGGUGAGCUGCGUGAAACGCUAAUUUUGGACAGAACACGGGAGGGAGUCUUGGCACUAUAAUAUUACGUAAUUUCACUCAGAAAAUGGACUUCUUACAAAAAAUAUAUAAAACGCAUUGCUUUCGACUACUUUGAAAUUAUAUUUCAUAUUCCUUCUGAACAGCUAUCUUUGCGAAAAGACAGGGCCCAUUUUUAUUGGAAGGCCAAUAGCUCAGUUGGUAGAGCGCCGUUACGGUGUUCAGGAGGCUACAGUUCAAACCCUGCUCCAGUCAAUUUUCUUACUCGACAAAACAUUCACUGAGUUUUACUUGUCAGCUUUACUAAUUUGUCCUUGGUUGGGCGUGCUCGCACUGACUUGUGCCAGGUUUGACCAGGGACAAAUUGCGCAUGUGUGCGCAAUGUCUGAUGGUGGUUUCUCAAAUAGAUUAAAAGCUUACGCAUAUUUAAAGCAAUGUCAGCACAUGUGUACACGUUUUAAACAAAGACAGUACAGAUAAUUAUAUUCUCUUCAUAUCUAUGAUCUUGCUUGUGGCCCCUGAAUAUGAACAAGGAAAUUUCCUGAUGAUAUGGCCCCUAACAAUGGAUAACACAAACAGGCACACUGAAUCCAAA
Messenger RNA from Patiria miniata (bat star), 2409 nucleotides. Its product is annotated as cytochrome P450 2U1-like. Gene Ontology annotation, biological process: xenobiotic metabolic process. Gene Ontology annotation, molecular function: iron ion binding; heme binding; oxidoreductase activity, acting on paired donors, with incorporation or reduction of molecular oxygen, reduced flavin or flavoprotein as one donor, and incorporation of one atom of oxygen. The coding region runs from base 324 to 1820 and encodes 498 amino acids. Gene Ontology annotation, cellular component: cytoplasm; intracellular membrane-bounded organelle. NCBI's taxonomy places the organism in Eukaryota, Metazoa, Echinodermata, Asteroidea, Valvatida, Asterinidae. The transcript has 5 exons. The record is from RefSeq and is a predicted model, not a curated record.